Messenger RNA from Coregonus clupeaformis (lake whitefish), 914 nucleotides. RefSeq names its product exosome complex component RRP41-like. Gene Ontology annotation, biological process: nuclear mRNA surveillance; U4 snRNA 3'-end processing; rRNA catabolic process. Bases 67 to 804 code for a protein of 245 amino acids. NCBI's taxonomy places the organism in Eukaryota, Metazoa, Chordata, Actinopteri, Salmoniformes, Salmonidae. The transcript is spliced from 3 exons. The record is from RefSeq and is a predicted model, not a curated record. Gene Ontology annotation, cellular component: cytoplasmic exosome (RNase complex); nucleolus; nuclear exosome (RNase complex).
GCGUGUGGAUAAUGUAGUGUAUAGCACGUGUGCGUAGUUUUCUUGCGCCAGUUCAAACGUUAAAAUAUGGCAGGCCUGGAGUUGUUGUCAGAUCAAGGAUAUCGUCUUGAUGGAAGAAAAGCUGCUGAACUGCGCAAAGUUCAAGCUCGUAUGGGUGUAUUUGCCCAAGCUGACGGGUCUGCAUACAUAGAACAGGGAAAUACCAAAGCGCUGGCAGUUGUGUAUGGCCCUCAUGAAGUGCGAGGCUCCCGCAGCAAGACGCUCCAUGACCGUGCUGUUAUCAACUGCCAAUACAGCAUGGCCACCUUCAGUACAGCAGAGAGGAAGAGGAGACCCCACGGGGACCGCAAGUCCACAGAGAUGAGCCUUCACCUCAAGCAGACGUUCGAGGCAGCAGUGUUGACUAAUCUGUACCCACGCUCUCAAAUUGACAUUUAUGUCAAGAUCUUGCAGUCAGAUGGAGGGAACUACAGCGCGUGUGUGAACGCCGCCACUCUGGCAGUAGUCGAUGCGGGCAUCCCCAUGCGUGACUAUGUGUGCGCCUGCACUGCAGGCUUUGUGGACGAGACUCCGUUGGCAGACCUGUGCCAUGCUGAAGAGAGUGGAGGGGGCACAUCACUGGCCCUGGCAUUGUUGCCCCGUGGCGGGCACAUCGCCCUGCUACAGAUGGAUGCCCGACUUCACCAGGACCACCUAGAGACACUGAUGGAGGCGGCAAUGACGGCCUGUAAGGGCGUCAGCAAAGUGUUGGACGAGGUGGUGAGGCAGCAUCUUCAGGAGGUGUCUGCGCUGACUGGAGAGUGAUGUAGCUUGGACUUUGGGGUAGAUUGGCCUGCGUGAAACAAUUUAUUUAUUGUACAAUCGUGUUAUGCUUUUGUAUGAAAUGCCUUAUAAACAAUUAAAUCUAAACCCAU